AUGUGUUGCGGCGGCGGUAGGAUCGGAGGGGCGAGCAUGCCGGCCCUGAGCGGAGACUUCCUGGCCAUGUCGGUCUUCUUCUACGCGAUGCACUGCCUGCACGCGCUAGGACCGGCGGAGCUGGCGGCCUGGCCGAGACCCACCCUGUCCGAGCUGCGGGACGCGGCGCGGGGGUUCUGUGGAAUGGAAUGGGGGGCCCUGCAGAAUCGGAAGGACGCUAUCAGCGCUCAAGACGUGCUUUUCAGCACCUCCGAAGAGGGCCUGCCUCACCGGUGCGUGGAGGUGGUGUACAUGACCACGCUCCUCCGGGACGGAUACGGUUUUCCGGAACACUCGCGGAACGUUACCUACGCGCUGGAGGCGGAUGGGAUGGAGGUGAGGGAAGAGUCAUACAGCAGUUUCUGCUGUCGAGGAACCCCGCACAAUAUAAAACGAGAAGGUGGAAAGGCGUCUCCCGAGGUGGACGACGACGCGGCGCGGUUGGGGUUGGGGGGUUACGCGGAAGGCAACGCGUCAGUUGGUGGGGGUGGGGGUGCUCCCGUCGGUGUCGACACCGGCACCAGCUGCUGUAACAGCGGCAUCGGGUGCAUCAGCAGCAGCAUCGCAACCAGCUGUGGCGACGGCAGCACUUGUGGCGGCAGCGGCAGCGGCGGCGGCGGCGGCGGCGGCGGUGGCGGCGGUUGCGGUGGUGGUAGGGUGGCUAAUUAUCACACGGACCCCGGCGGUAGCGGGACCGUCAAGAGCCUUCUCGAGGUAGCGGCGGCGGCCGUGUCUGCCGCCGGCUGGAAUUGGAGGACGUUUUGGAACCAAGGAGAAAACGGCGAUGCCUCCGCCACUGUCUCCAGCGGGAGAUAAAUGAGGAGGCUGGGCUGCUGCUGCUGCUUCUGCGCGAGAGGGAAAGGGGCAGUCGCGAAACGUUCCAAGCGCCCAGGCUGUUGUUGCUUUUUUUGGCUCGUUUGCAGGACGAUUCUCCGCUGGCAGUUUCGUCUAUUGAGAGGCAUUCGAAGCACCAUGUCCUGUAGGGCAGAAGGCUUGAUUGGUAAGGAAGAUGGACAAUACUCGCCUUUGUCGGGACGUCUGGGGUGAUGCGACCUCCGCGUACGUCGUGCAAAACCCGCCCUGGAAGGGGAAAUGAUUUUCUCUCGUACAUAGAACUCUCCCGCUCAAAGCGACCGUUGUUCCGAAAGGCGUAUUUGUGCGCGUGUAGACGAGACGGCACAUAGCGUGUGGGUAGAGCUAAUGCUAGGGCCAGAGGACGGUCGUUCGGAUUCCUGGGAUAAGCGUCACGGGCUAAGGCUUGUGACCAAUUUGUGUAGAAAGCAGGGAUUCGUUCGGCGUCGUUAGGCUUAAGCUGGUGCCAGCGCGCAGUAAAAAGCGGCAAGAGAGCAACACCGACCCCAUGCGACGCGGUAGUCGUAGACUAGAUUGGGUUUGUUCUGUGCUAAGACGAGAGUUUAUCGUUUUUUGUGGUUGCGACUGUACUAUGAUAGAACGACUAGAUUUGACCCUCUUGUGGUACACAUUGUUGGCUUGUUCUCGGCAAAUAGCUGAGGCGAUACAGAGACAUGGUGUUUAUCUUGAGGUCGGAGAAAGCCGCAACCGUUGACAACUCCGGCGAUGCCGUCUUGCUGUGCCAGGUCAAACAGUCCACUUGCUCCGUACAGUAGAACAUACAUUAAUAUGCGCUUUUUGUUGUCUGUUUUUGUGAGGUGGCGUAUUUAUUCACGGGAGGGAGGGGGGAGGGAAUACCGUUUGAUCGAUCGCAAUUUUGAUGGAAGCCUCGGGGUCUCCUUUCCUUUUCGAGUGAAGUAAUGACGUGUGUGCAUUGUUCCAUCAUUACAUCACUCACAGAGUAAAAAUGACCGAGACUUCGAUAUAUUUCUCGCCAUUUUUUGGGAUGCAAUGAGGAUAGCAUCGGUUCAAGCAACCGUUGAUAAUAUUGUCGUGGUUGCUGUGUAUGAAACAAUUUUACGGAUGUUGUCGUCGGUGUGGUUGUGCCAAGAUGGCCGAUGUUUGGGAGGGAGAAAGAUGGAACAGAGGUUUGUAUCUCGCUUCUGGAGCAGGUGCUUGUGGUGGUUGGCUCUGUAUUUUCUGCUUGUUACAACUGUAGUUUUGUUUUGCUUUCCAUCCGCCCUAUUCCUUGGAAUUUGCGCGCAAAGAUAGAACUUUUGUCACACCACUCUAUCUCUGUCGGUGAAAGUGUCGAAAUGGUGUGACCGUUUCUUUCAGGUCUGGUUGUGCAUGUAGUAUUGGUAGAAGUUGUCGUUGCUGUUGUUGGUGCUGGGUGUCAGGGCUGCGUUGUCUGUGGACGGUGGGAAAUUGAGGCGUAUAUACAGCCCAUACGCCUUCAUAGCGAGAAAUGUGGACCUUUUCCAUUGUGGAACGAUUAUUUUACUUGUGUUCUUUUCGGGGGGAGGCGCAGGUUGGUUGUGGGUGUUUACGGUUGUAGCAUCAACGAAUCAAUCCGUGCUGGUGCUUAACGAUGGCACUAUUUCUGGCAUUAUGACAGUCGCAUUGUCUCCUUUUGUUUUCGUCGUGUGCGUGUUUCUGGCGUGCCGUAUCCCGGCAAGCUCAUCAUCUCUUGUUCCGAUGUAACAUGGGGGGACAGUGACAACGGGGGGCAGUAAAAAGAUGCACUGAUAGUACACCCACCUGAAGCCGAUCUUCUCGUUUUGUGUGCUCAAACUUAAUGUGUAAUACAACCUCGUAUGGCUUGUACCGUAGCCCUUGAGUCGCCCCUUCGCGCGCUGAAACGUCGUUCGCAGCGUCAGGUUUCGCGCCCCGGUUUUUUGCGGAGAGAAGGCACUAUAUGGAUGGGGUCUACCCCAGGCACUAUAUCGGGUCUGGCCGAGUGGCGUAGUGGCUUGGAUUUUUCGGGGGUGUUUUUCCGAAGAUGUUUGUGGAAAACAGGCGGCUAAAAUAGUACAAAUGACGAACAGGUCCAACUCAUUGGGGGAGGGGGGCAGGGCGAGGCCCGCAAGCUUUUCGCUGAAACUAGAGGGGGAAGGAGCUAUC
Messenger RNA from Ectocarpus sp. CCAP 1310/34, 3015 nucleotides. The record is from the annotation of a GenBank genome assembly. Lineage: Eukaryota; Phaeophyceae; Ectocarpales; Ectocarpaceae.